CUUUUCUUGUUAUUUUUUUUUUCUUCAUUCUAAUUCAUCCAAAACAAAAUUUCGAUUUCAAUAUACCAAAGAAAAAUGAUGGACGUUGAAUACGUGGGUCCCACUCGUUAUGACUACGGCGACAGCGACAGCGACAGCGACGAUACAUCCAUUUCCCCUCCCUCUCCACCUAAAUUCACCGUACGUCUCUCACCCAACUACAAACCAACCCACCCCACAACGCUCACAAUCAGCCUCCAUGCACCACCAAAAGAGGAAUCCACCACCACAAAGAAACUCGGAAUAAUUUACGCACCCUGCACCCAAGCCAAUAUGAAAUCACCCCUAGGAUUAUGCUCCGUAAAUGCAUCUUUGGGUCAGAUAUUUCAAAAAACACCUGGCAGUGUUUGGGUGUGGGUGUCUAGGGAUAUGCCGGUGGAGUUGCAUUAUGGAUGGGUGAGAGCUUUGGUUGAGAAAUUUGGGUUAGAUGCUGUAAGGGAGUUGGUUGUCGUGGAUGAUGUUAGGGUUAGGAGACCGGUGGUUGUGGGGUUGCCAGCGGCGGUGAUGAAUUAUGCGGAUGCAGUGGGUCUUCGGUGCACCUAUGUUAGGGAUCCGAUGGUGGCGGCGGCGACGGCAGCGGGGGCGGGGGCAGCAGUGGAUAUGCUGAUGGUAGGCCGUGAGGAAGUUGUGCGGGAUGAGCUAGAUCACGAAAUAUCGACAUCUCUGUAUCUCUGAAAACAAAAUAAACGAAUAAAAAUAUAAACUGUUGCUGU
Messenger RNA from Kickxella alabastrina, 752 nucleotides. RefSeq lists its product as uncharacterized. Lineage: Eukaryota; Fungi; Kickxellomycota; Kickxellomycetes; Kickxellales; Kickxellaceae. The transcript has a single exon. The record is from RefSeq and is a predicted model, not a curated record. Bases 76 to 714 code for a protein of 212 amino acids.